CCAGUCAUGCUUUCGUUAUUUUCCAAUCACCCGCAAUAAUCUGCGCAACCGUCCGCUCUCCCACUGGGAAACUAGAUAACUGCACGCCUAUAGUUAUUUUGCUUAGAUAUAAGUAAAUUAAAAAUAAACAUUGGAAUCUAUCCAGAAGCUUAGAGAAAGCAUCUAAAAUGUAUUUAUUACAAAAACCCUCGAAACAAUUCCCGUCGGUGUCGAAACGGUCGUGGGCCUUCUUUGAGAUUUGUAGUAAUCAUCAUUUCGAAUAUCUGGCUAAUUAUUAUGCGUGCACUCAAAGAUUAUGGUCUGCGUCUACUUAAACCCUUGAAAAUUACAGUUGAACUGAAUCAAUUGUUUUUAUUUAGUUUGUCCGGGCUUCUCACUAUGAAUCUGUAAGAUUGCAUUUGAGUAUUCGUUACUUUUACGACUUGGUCUGUAAGAUUUUUGUGCCUUUUUUUAAAUCAAAUUUUUAAAUUUCAAUUUGUGGCCGUUUUAAAGAUUUUCUGUAGCCACGUGGAAGGUUUAAUGCUUUAUCUCAUGCUCAAUAAGAAUUUUGAUUGUUGAAAUUUCAGGUAGGCUUCUGAAAUUUUCAAUCAAGAUUUUGUGGAUUGCGUAGCCUGAACUAUUUGAAUUUCAAUGAGAUCUUCUAAGUUUUCUAUUUUGUUGACUGUUUAGCCUGAAAUAUUGAAAUUGCAAGGAAAUCGUUUUUUCAGUCAAUAUUUUGUGAACCGUUUAGCCCAAGCUAUUGAAACUUCCAAGAAAAUUUUGAAGUGUUCAUUCAAUGUUUCGUGAACUGUUAGCCUGCUACCAUUUCAUUGAACUUUUCAAAGUUUUUCUUACCAGGCAUUUUGUUGAAGUUUGAACCGAUCACUCCUAUCUAUUUGAAUUGUUCUGUGAUUCUUUUUUAUCUUUUUUCUUUUGGCUGCUAUUGAAUAAAUCGAUCUGAACUUACACAUUUAUGGACAAAACAACCAGACUACGUGUGAAUUCUGUAUUCAAAUUGGAUCGCUGUUUGUGAAACUUAGACUGGAGUUUGAAGGUCAAGAAAGAAGUGAAAGGCCUUUCCUUAUUGAAAUGGAAAGACCUGCAUUCAGUUCAUUUUUGUUCGUAUUUUAUGCACUUAUACCCUGUUUUCUUUGCAAGGAAUGCACAAAUAGUCCUUCUCAGUUGUCCUCCCAUACUUUUCGACACAAUCUUCUUUCUUCCAAAAACAAGUCAUGGCAAGAGUCAGUGUUUUCUUCUUAUAAGCACCUAGUUCCUUCUGAUGAUUUAGCCCGUUUUAAUAGCCCUCAUCCCACUCCCAUGUGGCUACUACAACAAGAGCAAGCUCAUCUUGGUGCUGAAAAUGAGCUCAAUGUAUAUGCAAUAAAAAAUUCUGCACAAGCCAAUAGAAGGAUUCUAAAUGAGAUUUCGUUACACAAUGUAAGGCUGGAUGCUGAUUCUAUGUACGGGAAAGCGCAGCAGACAAAUUUGGAGUACUUACUGAUGCUGGAUGUGGACAGCUUAGUGUGGAGUUUUCGGAAAACGGCUGGGCUCGACACUCCAGGUUCUCCUUAUGGUGGCUGGGAAGGUCCCACUGGCGAGCUCCGUGGUCAUUUUCUAGGGCAUUACUUGAGUGCAUCAGCACUAAUGUGGGCAAGCACUCAUAAUGAGACACUCUUGAACAAUAUGCAAGCUGUUGUUGAUGCUCUUUAUGAAUGCCAGCUUAAAAUGGGGACAGGCUAUCUUUCGGCCUUUCCUUCAGAGUUGUUUGAUCGCUUCGAAGCAAUUAAACCUGUGUGGGCACCAUAUUAUACCAUUCACAAGAUCAUGGCAGGAUUAUUGGAUCAAUACAAGUUUACUGGCAAUGACCGAGCAUAUAAAAUGGUCAUAUGGAUGGCUGACUAUUUCUACAAUCGUGUCCAAAAUGUUAUAUCAACAUACACAAUUGAAAGGCACUGGCUUUCCCUCAAUGAAGAGACUGGUGGAAUGAAUGAUGUUCUUUAUCGCUUGUACUCAUUAACUGGAAAUAAAAACCAUCUACUUCUGGCACAUCUCUUUGAUAAGCCUUGCUUUUUGGGCAUGUUAGCUGUCAAGGCAGAUAGCAUAUCUGGUUUUCAUGCUAAUACUCACAUCCCAGUUGUUAUCGGGUCCCAAAUGAGAUAUGAAAUUACAGGUGACCCACUUUAUAAGGAAAUUGGAACAUACUUCAUGGACAUUGUUAAUUCAUCGCAUAGCUAUGCCACUGGUGGAACAUCUGUUGGUGAAUUUUGGACUGAUCCAAAGCAUCUCGGUAGCACACUUGACACAGAGAAUGAAGAGUCUUGUACCACCUACAACAUGCUAAAGGUAGCUCGACAUUUAUUUCGUUGGACCAAAGCAAUGCCAUAUGCUGAUUAUUAUGAGCGUGCCUUGACUAAUGGAGUGCUUGGAAUACAACGAGGUGAGGAGCCCGGAGUCAUGAUUUACAUGCUUCCUUUAGCUCCUGGAGGUUCAAAGGCUGUUAGUUACCAUCGUUGGGGGACACCAUUUAACUCAUUUUGGUGUUGUUAUGGGACAGGCAUUGAAUCGUUUUCAAAAUUGGGAGACUCAAUUUACUUUCAAGAGAGAGGCAAAUAUCCCAGUUUAUAUAUUAUCCAGUUUAUAUCGAGUACUCUAAAUUGGGAUAUAGCAGGACUCACUAUUAAACAAACAGUGAAUUCAUUGUCUUCGUGGGAUCCAUACCUUCAUAUUUCACUGGAGUUCUUCAAACUAAAGGAAUUGGAAGAAAAUAACACGGAAUCUACUGUGAACAUACGAAUUCCAUUUUGGACAUUCCUGAAUGGUGCUGAGGCUACCUUAAAUGAUGAGAAGUUAACACUGUUGGAACCAGGGAACUUCCUGACUAUUACAAGGGAAUGGAAAACCGGAGAUAAGUUAUCUCUAUUGUUUCCUGUGGGAAUUAGAACUGAGAGAAUCAAAGAUUACCGUUCUCAGUUUGCCUCUGUCCAAGCAAUUCUUUUUGGACCUUACCUGCUGGCUGGAAUGACUCGUGGGGAUUCAGAUCUCAGUGUAAAGAACAAAAAUUCACUUUCAGAGUCAGUUACUGCAGUUCCCAACUCAUUUUCUUCUCAGUUGUUUUCCUUCUGUCAGAAGGGAAAGAUCUCACAUUCUCCUGUUGUGGACAGCUCUACACUAGUCUUCUCUGAAAGCAAUAAUAGAAUUUUGAUGGAACCAUUUCCAAUGGAUGGGACAAAUAAUGCCACUAGUGCUACUUUUAGAAUAAUAGAGCUUCUUUCAGAGACCAAAAAUCUUGAGUUCAGAAAAAGGGAAGUCAGUUCUAUCAAGGAUUUUGUGGGAAGUGAAGUUUAUCUUGAGCCCUUUGCGUUGCCUGGAAUGCUGGUCUCUCAUGAAGGUGUUAAUAAUCCCGUCUCUAUAAUAAAUCGUCCUCAGUUUAUUGUUGGAGAUGAGCAGCCUUGUACAGCAGGUAUCUGCAAUCUGCAGUCCCCAGAAAUGGAUGCUGUUUUCAAAGUACGGUUAGGACUGGAUGGAGAAAAUGACUCUUUUUCUUUUGAGUCUGCAAACCUUCCAAAUUGUUUCUUGUAUGGGAUAACAAGUUAUGAAGUGGGGCAGGCUGUCCAAUUACGUUGCAAGCCAAGUGCAAGUGAUCCAGCAUUUAUUCAUGCAACAAGCUUCACCGUGAGUGCAGGGAUUGCUAAAUACCACCCAAUUAGUUUCAUUGCUAGAGGCUUAAGGAGAGCUUACCUUCUUUCCCCUCUCAAUGCCUUCAGAGAUGAAUCCUAUACGGUGUACUUCAACAUCACAUCAUGAAUGCUCAUGAUAUCAGAAAUACUUUACAUGUUAUCUUAAUGAUAUUUGGAACUGUGCUACCAUGAUUAAUCUUCCAACCCUCGCUAACUUCUAUCUGAUUGAUAAUAUUUAGAUCCAGUUGUCAAUGAUUUUGCUUCUCGGAAACAAUAGCUGUUUCCCCAUAAAAGAAUGACGAUUUCAGGUAGGCUAGUUGGCUGCAGAGAUCUGUAGAACCAUGGAUUGAGUUGGGAACCAAAAUUGCUUAGUGGCAAGUUUUAUGAACUGGCAAAAAGUAGUAUCUGUUAAAAAACACUCUAAAUUAAUAAUUUGAUAAGUCUUCUUUUUCUUUUGUA
Cryptomeria japonica (Japanese cedar) is the source of this 4115-nucleotide messenger RNA. RefSeq lists its product as uncharacterized. Gene Ontology annotation, biological process: L-arabinose metabolic process. Bases 1069 to 3783 code for a protein of 904 amino acids. Gene Ontology annotation, molecular function: alpha-L-arabinofuranosidase activity. The transcript has 12 exons. Lineage: Eukaryota; Viridiplantae; Streptophyta; Pinopsida; Cupressales; Cupressaceae. The record is from RefSeq and is a predicted model, not a curated record.